Molecule: messenger RNA, 2405 nt
Organism: Symsagittifera roscoffensis
Lineage: Eukaryota; Metazoa; Xenacoelomorpha; Acoela; Convolutidae
Product: gamma-aminobutyric acid receptor subunit pi-like
Exons: 7
Coding region: 777-2213 (478 amino acids)
Biological process (GO): signal transduction; monoatomic ion transmembrane transport; chemical synaptic transmission
Cellular component (GO): neuron projection; synapse; plasma membrane
Molecular function (GO): transmembrane signaling receptor activity; extracellular ligand-gated monoatomic ion channel activity; neurotransmitter receptor activity
Source: RefSeq, a predicted model, not a curated record
CCCAUCUAUAUUUCACUACCCUUUCUGAUAUUGAAUGCUUCCUGCAUAAUACUCCCCGUUAUUUUUCAUUUCUGUUAUCAUAGUUUUCAACGAGUUUCCAAAUAAAAAAAAGUUGGCAUCGAUUGGGGUUUGAAAUGGAUUAUCGCGGUUUGGACACGCAUUGCAAUUCGGAAAAACAAAAAAGUGAUAUUGGUUAUGACAAUCCAUCUCGUUGAAAAUUAAAAAUAUCAAUCAAAUUGAAAUAAUGUCCUAAAAUAUUGAGUUUACACCGUCGUUUAACAUUUAUUAUCAGCUAACUAUCAAGAAUUUGUAAUUUACGACUUCAUUUGCAGAAAAUUUCACCUAUUCAAAUUUCUGAUUUGUUGCCUCUAAUUUAUUUCUUUUCUUGUUCAAACCCAUUUCUUUACUUUGUUUCAACGAUGAUAACAAAAACCAAGUUUUGAUAAAAACCUACAAAAGUUUAUUUAUAUUUCGCAUUUUUUAUCAGACAACCAAUAAUUUCAAAUUAUUCACCUUCCAUUUUUGCUACUAUUUGAUUUGAAACAAAAAAUAUGUAUACACAAAAUUUCACGCCAUCAUUUAUCAGAAGCUACUUGUUUAUAUUUGCAAACAACUGACCAAUUUUUUUCUUGAUAUUACGUAUCAACAUCUUCAAAAGAUUCCAGAAAUAACUUUAUGCUACUCACAAAAAAAUGUAACAUCGCGCAAAAACUAACUACUAUACUCUAAAUUGCCAGGUAAAACAUAAGAAAGUUAAUUUACGUAAUUAUUACCUGAUGGAGUUAGUAAAUUUUUUUCGAGUGAUCACCAUCGUCUUAGUUUCGCUCGGAGAUUUCUCUAGGGGCGACCAAAUUCGACAGUACCCUGGAGUUCUUCCAGAACCAGAGGUAUUUUACUACUUUGAGCAUUUAACUCAGGUGUUGAGAUCCAUGAAUUACUCAGUUACUAUUCCCAAAAGGAACCCUGCAGACCCCAAAACUGACCCUCUAGUUGUGACGUCACAACUGUACAUUGAGAGCAUCCGAGAUAUUCAAUCAGACUGCAUAAUUGACCUGUACAUGCGGGAGACAUGGGAAGAUCCCCGACUGAAGGACUGGCACUCCAACUCGACCGAGUUCGCCAAAAUGUACCCAAAACUGGUGAACGACCAGACCAAAAUACUGUGGAAGCCAGACUCCUACUUCUUCAAGAUCAGAGAGGAAACGGUGCAUUUGACACAGUUUCUGUGGGCUCAUACUAAUGGCACUAUGCUAAGUAGCCGAAUGUUCACAGUAGUUAUUCCCUGUCAUCUGGACGUCCUCCUUUACCCGUUUGAUACUGUGGUCUGCAAAAUGAGCAUCAGUUCCUACACUUACAUCACAGAAGAAAUAAUGUACCGGUGGAAGAAGGAGGAUGGCAUCAUCUUUCCCACCCGCAACCUGGAUGACCUGACGAUGAACUUCCUCUCCAUCGAGCACAAUGAGUCGUUCGUGGGCUACGAGAUGGGCAACUUCUCCACCCUCUUUGUCCACAUCAAGUUCGGAAGGAACAUGUCUUCCUUCUUCGUACAGGUGUUCGCCCCUGCUGCUCUCAUCGUGAUGCUGUCUUGGCUCGGAUUCUAUAUAAACCGCAACUCCACUCCUGCACGCGCUAGCAUUGGAGUUACAACUGUGCUGACGAUGUUGACUCUGGCCUCGCAGACUAACUACAGUCGCAACGAGGUCAUCAUCCAGUCCACCACGGCAUGUGACAUCUACAUCUGGUUCUGUUUCACAUUCGUGAUUGCUGCUAUGAUUGAAUUCGCUUUCGCCGAUUAUUUCAACAAGCCGAGAUUCCGACCAGCUUCGAACAUCCCACCGACUCCUCAAACAUCCCCAAAACCCAGUUCGGAACAUGUUCGAUUCCAGACACCCUUUCGUCGAGGAUCCCACUCACUGUUUCUACCACCCGAAGAGCCCUCGCGACCCAACUCACCGAAUAAGUCGACUGACAAUUCGGAGGGCAACUGCGAAUUCGUCCGUCAACGUCGCGUCAAUGGAACCGAGACUGCUGAGGAGUCAGCUGCGAGGCGACGAGAGUUGUGGUCCCGAGUGGCGACCUACGUGACUGUAGAUACAAGAGGCACUGCCACGAAUGUCGAUGUAGUUUCUCGAGUGUUGUUUCCGAUCGCGUUUUUUAUUUUCAAUACUACUUAUUGGCUCGUGAUUGUUUUGCUGUUCCGACGAGUAGAAUGAACCGAAGUUCGAACUGAAAUUUUAAAAAUGGUUAAUUGUUAAUUAUCGAAAAAAUAAACCAUUAUUCUCAUCAUCUGAUAAGUUGAGGUUGAAACUGUCAAACUCAGUUUGAAAUGGGAAGGGCUCUAACGAUGGUUUAAAUGUUUUUGAAUCGAUACUCUUCUACCUUUUGAAUUCAAAUUUUGCAUUUUU